AGCAAGUGAGCGAGUAAGAAGCAUUUUAUAUUCUGCGUAGCCAUAAGGGAAAACGUAUAGUGGAAGGUUUCUCGAAAGAAAAAGAUUGUUCUUUUCUACGCCAUCAUUAAAUUUUGGAACGACGAGAAUUACUGGUGGAUAAGUGUGAAUUUCUGAUAUUUCAGUCGUUCAUAGUGAAUUUCAGAUCGCACAGAUCCAGCGAUAAAUCCAAUUGAUUCGGUGCGUUUUUGCAAAAGAUAGUCGAAGGAGGAAGAAGAAGCGAUCGCAGAGGAGAAAAUUUUUCUGCAGCAGCUGCACGCACACAAGCAGCCAAACGGUCAGCGCGUUAUUACACCAUACAACGAAAUAUCACCGUGUGUGGAUCUUAUUUUGGAUAGUGUUGAACGGCAAACGUGUUGUGUUUUGCGGGAGAGUAGUAAUAUCGUCGCGUUGUCAACGAUUAAUCCGGGAGGUCACGUUGUGAAGCUCGGACUAGUUUAAUACAACAAUGCACAUCAACAAUCCGGAUGCGCUAAAAGCUUGGCUAACCGAGGUUCUGGAACCACUAUGUGAUGCAGAUCCGGCAGCCCUUGCUCGAUACGUGCUGGCUUUACUGAAGAAGGACAAACCCGAAAAGGAUUUGAGGGAUUGCAUGAAAGAGCAGUUGGAUGUUUUCCUGGGCCAAGAAACGGACCCUUUUCUGGAGCAGUUGUUUCGAUCAAUCAAAGGCGAAGAAUACAUUAAAAUUGCUCAGGCGAAGGAGGCGGCCGCAGCAGCGGCAGCUAUCGUUCUACAACAAUCAGUGGCCCCAGCUGAAACCAUACAAGAUACGGUCACGGAAGAUUCGAAGAUACGCAUCAAAAGAGAAUUCACUCCUCCCCUACACGAGAAUCACAUCAGUAGCAGCAGCAGCAACAACAACAGCAGUAAGCCUUCCAAAGAUUUGCCAGUCGGAAAUGUACCUUCUGUGGAGAAAAUAGCUGGCAGUGUACCCCAAGAUUCAAACAGCGAACUAUUGAGCAGUGCCAGCAGCGGAGCUCUGUCAAUAUCUGCCACAAACAACGUAGUUUCACCACCAAACACCGCUAGCAGCGGCAAGACUCCGGUGAAAGGUUCAAACAAGGAAGAACAUGGCAAAGAAAGUCGCAACCGGGGUCGCCGGAUAUCAAAUCGAUCUCGUUCCCGGUCCCGGUCCCGAUCUCGGUCGUUCGAAAGAUCACGCGAGUCUAGGCGCUCGCGUUCAAGAGACCGUGUGCCGGCGCGGGAAUCCAACCGGGAGAAAAUAAAUCGUCAGUAUCGCAACAAAUCGCCAGUAGGGCGCGGUGAUUCGUUCCGACGCUACGAACGGAAAAACCAUGCCUACGAAAGUCGUCGAGUUGGGAACAGUGGUGGUGGUGGCACUGGAAACGGUAAUAUUAAUAGUGGUGGUACCGGCAGUGGCGGUGUUCGUAUUGUCAAUCGAAGCCAAUCUGGCAGCAGGUCUCCAUCACCUGUUGUGGAUCGCAGAAAGAUAGCACGUUCCGAAUCCCCAGCUACAGCAACCGCUUCAGUCGUCACUCCAGCAUCCGCAAUGGAUCAUGCUCCGGCGGUUGAUGCAACCUUGUUAGCAGCGAAACGGCAGCGCUGUCGGGAUUUUGACGAAAAGGGAUACUGCAUGCGAGGUGAAACAUGCCCCUGGGAUCAUGGGGUAGACCCGGUUGUGCUGGAAGACAUUAAUAAUUCAGCGCUAAUUACGAUUCAGUCAGCUGCUCAAAUGCGAACGGGACCAAUUCAUCCAGAGUACAGCCCAGACGCGCCAGAAUUGUGGAAUAGACCACCGGCUUUUCAACCUGGACGUCCGUCAAUUGCCCAGAGGCUUGGAAACAUUGCUGGAGUUGGCGUGGGUGGAUUCGGACCUCGAGGUGCGUUAAGCGGAAACUUCAGAGGAGGAGCACCCGGUUUCCCGGCCGGUUUUCCAGGAAAUCCAAUUGGAGCUACCCCAUUGCAGAGAGAGCUUAUCUCGGUGCCCGUCGUGGAUGCCAAUAAAGGAGGUGAUGUAUCCGCACAGCAACCGAAGCGAAGGUUCGAACCUGAAGACGCAGUAGCUAUCGCAGAUGGACAUAUGAAGCGUAAGCUCCCGUUGAAUAAUCGCUUAGGUCCGAGAGUCACUGCACAUCCACUCGGCACUGGUGGCACUGCCAAUCCCCAGCAAAACUGUUCGCUCGAACUGAGGAAAAUUCCGAGGGGUUUGAACGCAAUAGCUCAUUUAAACAACCAUUUUUCAAAAUUUGGGAAAAUUGUCAACAUUCAGAUCAGCUACGAUGGUGAUCCGGAAGCGGCAAUCGUUACGUUUUCGACUCAUGCUGAAGCGAAUGUUGCCUAUCGCAGCACUGAGGCAGUUUUGAAUAACCGUUUUAUCAAAGUAUUUUGGCACAGUCCCACGAUUACCAGUGAACAGCCAUCGAUUACAGCGGCCGCCAAGACAGAGCACUCACUGCGCAGAUCAUAUCCAAACCAGUACAGCAUUAACAACCUAAACAACAACAACAAUGUAGCGACAGUAGCAACCACUCUGUCAACUGCGACGACCAUUUCUACUAAGGAAGUUGUGGCAAGUAGUGCCAGCGCUGGUACCGAAGGAGAUUCAGCUGCUACUAUUACUCCGGCGAUAGUAACAAAUGCAUUCACCAACACCGCUACAAAGUUGGUCAACACGGUUACUACUCCACUCGUUUCCACCAAUCAGCUGCGGAUAAAGAAUAAUUCAGCCAAGAUCAACCGAGCUACCAAUGAACUGAUGAAGAAAAAGCAAGAAUUAUCCCAGAGCUUACAAAAACGGAAAAACGAUCUUAUGCAGGGUUAUUUGAAAGAAGUGCGCACGCUGGUCGUAAUGGUUGAGAAAUUUGAGGCUAAUGAUCCGACUCGUGCAAAAUUGCUGGCGUCAAUAAAAGAACUCGAAACGAAAAUUGACACGUUGAAAAAAGAGAUCGCUAGUGAGCAAAGUCAAAUUGUGGCACAGCUGCUCCCGAAACGUAAAACCAAGGAGCAACAGAAAAAGGACAUGCUGGAUGCCGAGUUGGAUAUGAUUGCUCAGGAGCAGCGAACCAAUCGUGCUCCUGGUUCGGCUCCAACGCCAGUGAGCAAUGUUCCGACACCUAACAUCAUCAAGCCACAACUAUACAGUUCGCAGGGUGUUCGCUCGAUUCGACCCAUCAACCGAUUGGCCCCAAUUGGCUCGACUAGUGUUGAUCGGCGUCCAACAACAAUUAGCAUAUCUGGCUUUGCGGAAGAGGAUGCCGACGCUCUGUUAGGACAUUUUAAACAUUUCGGGGAAAUAACUAAACAUCAGCUGGAUAAAACGGUGCCGUCACUUUCGAUCAGUUACUCAAUUCGCCAGAAUGCGGAAAAAGCACUGGUCCUUGGGAAAGUCUUCCGUGAUAUCACUCUGCAGAUCGGAUGGGCUGUCGUAAACAAUGCGAAACCCACAUCAAAUCCCGGUGUUGGCAAUGCUGAAUGCAAAGAAAAUACUCCAACCGGAGCUGUAGUUGUUGAUGAUGACAAAUUGACGAACGCAAAUAGUUGCGAGAAAUUAUUGGACAACAGUGCAGUUUGUGGUAACGUCGGUAUUGAUGGUGACGUGGGGAUCGGUACUGGAGCCGACCCGAUCUCGGCUGCUUCAAUGGAUACUCUGACGGAGAGUGGUUCAUUAGAGGAAACGUCCGAGGUACGACUGGUCGAAGAGGAGGAAGAAGAAGAGGAUAUGGAAUCGGAGGACCGUUCUUGGCGCCGUUGAUAAUCUCCGUUGGAAGAAAAGGAAUGAGCAGCCACGGAGCGAAUGAGUAGAACAGCAGCGCCAUCACUCGUCGAAGAGCAGAGCAGUUUUCUGAAUUGAGUUUUUCAUUGUAAUUGCGUUUUAAGUGGAUUUUUUUUUCAAAUGUAGUACGUAAGAUUUGUCCACUCUACGCUCUGUUUUUGUUAUCUAACUUUUUAGUCGACAGUUUUGUAACGUUUGGGUUUGUUAAAGCAGUUGGAAGCAGCAUCCCAAAGUAACAGAUGGAACUUUCAAUUUCCUUAAAAAUACCGGUUCAGCGCCAACGAACAGGAUGUUUUGUCAAUAUAUUAAUAAUAAGGCUAGAUUUUAUUGGUUGAAAAGAAGAUAACAUUGACUGAUCUGAGUCGCUUAGAUGUCAAAAUUGGCACUGAUAUAUAAAUUCGUUUUUGGUAUAUAACUGGGCGAAAAGUUUCAUUAGUAAACAAAAUCUAGCUGCUUUUACACAACAAAAAGAAAAACAAAACGAUGAUAGUUUUAAUGAGUAAAGUCUAGUAAUUAAAAUAUUAAUAAUUAUUAAUUAUGAGUAAAUUCAAAUCUAUAUACAUAUAGAUAUAAAAGCUAGUGUUGGUGAAAAACAACUAAUAAACCCUAAGUGUACAUACAGUGAUUUGUAAUCUAAAUAUGCGCGAAAAUGUUAAAGUAACUAUACAAUAUAUUCAAACCAACCACACAAAAGAAGAAUGAAUUUGGAAGCAGAGGGAUAUCAUCGCAUCGAGCUGCCGACGACCGGAACUUCUUGCUGCUGCAACAGCUGCCUGGAAGUUCGUUUUUUUGCUUUUUUUCUUUUCUUAUUUCUUACAGGAAAUAGCAGUUCAUCACCACUUCAAGAGCGACUCUGCGUAACAUCUAUGGAGAUUCGACAAUAAGAAAGUCAAAAUAUCUGUUAGCAAUAAUGGUUGUAUUGUAAGAAAUUCAAAUGACAAAAAAACAAAACCAAAAAAGUCAAAAAAUAGAUGCCGAAAAAAUAUUUAAAAAAAGAAAAAAAGCAAAAAAAGUAAUGAUUCAAAAACGGCACACUGCAACAAGAAGUUUCGUGAGUGACGAACGGAAAAAAUAAAGCUUGAUUUCAAGAAACAAAAGAUUACAAAAACUCGUAACUAGAGUUGAAGAUAGCUAUAACAUAAAAA
Messenger RNA from Topomyia yanbarensis, 4917 nucleotides. It is a transcript of the gene swm, whose product is annotated as zinc finger protein swm. NCBI's taxonomy places the organism in Eukaryota, Metazoa, Arthropoda, Insecta, Diptera, Culicidae. The transcript has 3 exons. Bases 488 to 3751 code for a protein of 1087 amino acids. Gene Ontology annotation, biological process: mRNA processing. The record is from RefSeq and is a predicted model, not a curated record. Gene Ontology annotation, molecular function: RNA binding; metal ion binding. Gene Ontology annotation, cellular component: nucleus.